GUGUCAUCUACUACUCGUCAGAGCCAUGGCGAUUGCGAGCUUCGUCUCUUCCACCGCCGCCUCCAUCGGAAAUCCUUCCCUCUUCAUCCAAAACCCUAAUCCUAAGCCCAUCAGUUAUAUCCUUCUCUCUGAUCCUCAUCAUCACAAAGCCCUCGCCCUUCGCCAUCACCGUCGGCCGCCCCAAGCCAUAGCACUUCGUUGCUCCUUCGUCGCUACACCUCCAUCACCUCAGCCGAACCUUCUUUCAGAUUCCACCCGCACAAUCUACUCCCUCAUGUCCCUCACCCUCUCCGCCGUUCGCCGCCUUUUCGCCGCAGCUGCGGCGGCGGCGGCAGCUCCUACCCCGUCUGAGCUUACUGAGAUUCAAUCUCUGCGGGGUUGUCUCGCUUGCAGUGUUGGGCCGCUCUUCUUCGCAGCCCUCCGGGACCGGCCAAGUGGGUAUUUGAACACUCCGCUGACGGUUGUUGCGUCGGGCAUGGGUAAAUGGCUUGACAUCUACAGUGGCGUCCUUAUGGUGCGGGUCCUGCUCAGUUGGUUUCCCAAUAUCCCGUGGGAUCGGCAGCCUCUCUCUGCCAUUAGGGAUCUCUGCGAUCCCUAUCUCAACCUUUUCCGCAACAUAAUACCGCCGAUUUUUGACACGUUAGACGUCAGCCCGCUUCUAGCUUUUGCAGUAUUAGGCACGCUUGGUUCGAUCCUCAAGAGCGCUCGAGGAAUGUACUAGGUUUAAGACUUCUGGAAUGGAUUCGUUCCUUUUCUUGAUGAUAUAUGGCUGCAGAAUUAGUAUUUGAUGAUUUGAGGAACUAUCGAAUUUCACAGAAUUACAUAAACGGCUAUAUGAAGGAAAACCAAGAAAGAAUACUAUGAUUGUCAACUCAAAGUAUCUUAUUUAUUAGAAAACUAGCCAUAUAAAACUUAGCAGCAUCCAGCUCAUAGUGUGGCGUUUAUUAUAUUGUAAUGUUAUUACAUACCCAAUAAUGACACAUUACAUUAGAAUAUUUCUUGUUUAUCAACAAUUUCUUAUGUCUUUGAUGAAAUAUAUAAAGGAGCUGGGUACAUUUCUCAAUUUGAAAUGCAUCCAUCCAAUCUACUUUGGAUUA
This is a messenger RNA of Dendrobium catenatum, 1097 nucleotides long. Its product is annotated as ylmG homolog protein 1-2, chloroplastic. Gene Ontology annotation, cellular component: membrane. The transcript is spliced from 2 exons. Gene Ontology annotation, biological process: chloroplast fission. The coding region runs from base 26 to 721 and encodes 231 amino acids. NCBI's taxonomy places the organism in Eukaryota, Viridiplantae, Streptophyta, Magnoliopsida, Asparagales, Orchidaceae. The record is from RefSeq and is a predicted model, not a curated record.